Scatophagus argus is the source of this 3907-nucleotide messenger RNA. It is a transcript of the gene phf12b, whose product is annotated as PHD finger protein 12b. The record is from RefSeq and is a predicted model, not a curated record. Lineage: Eukaryota; Metazoa; Chordata; Actinopteri; Scatophagidae. Gene Ontology annotation, molecular function: transcription corepressor activity; protein binding. The transcript has 16 exons. Gene Ontology annotation, biological process: negative regulation of transcription by RNA polymerase II. Gene Ontology annotation, cellular component: nucleus; Sin3-type complex. Bases 85 to 3183 code for a protein of 1032 amino acids.
GGUUGCGCCAACUGGUAGAGGAUGUUGCUAGCAGCCAGUGCAUUUUUAUCGCAAAUUCCUUUUGCAACGUCUGCUCCCGGAUGAAUGUGGGACAAAAUGGAGACCCCGACGAUUGUGUACGAUUUGGAUACCUCUGGGGGCUUAAUGGAGCAAAUCCAAACGCUGCUGGCGCCGCCGAAGUCCGAGGAGGUAGAGAAGAGGAGUCGGAAGUUGGUGAGAGACGUCCGGAGGAGCGGCAGGGCCACCAACCACGACACCUGCGAUAGUUGCCGGGAAGGGGGAGACUUACUCUGCUGUGACCACUGUCCUGCAGCUUUCCACCUCCAGUGCUGCAACCCACCUCUGAGUGAAGAAAUGCUUCCCCCAGGGGAAUGGAUGUGUCAUCGCUGCAAUGUUCGAAAAAAGAAGCGAGAGCAAAAGUCAGAGCAGACUAACGGCCUACCAGAAAGAUCUUUGGCAAAGCGUUCUGCGUCCCCUGCUGUGGAGCUGGAACUCAAUGCCGGACCACUGCGUCUUGAUGGUCUGCCUCCAGGGGCAGGAGCCGCGGGGCCUGGUUUGCGAGUGGCCCAGGUGCGCCUCUUGGACCGCAGGACCAGCAGCAGGCCAAGCAGCCGGCCCGGGACGCCCACCUCCAACACUUCAUCCACCCCAACCCCCUCAGAGGAGCAGAAUGAGGGCGAGGAGGAGGCAGUGGAGCCUGAGGAUGAAAUUCAGACUGCUGAGCUCGAGGGUUCUACUUUAUCCACUCCGACACCACGCCUUCUCAAGAGGCCUUUCCAGCUGCUGAUAGCAGCAGCUAUGGAGAGAAACCCCACACAGUUCCAGCUGCCCAGUGAGCUCACCUGCACCACUGCACUGCCAGGCAGCAGUAAACGGAGGAGAAAAGAAGAGCUACUAGGGAAGCCAUUCAGAAGACCUCAGCAUGAACUGGAUUCCAAUGGUCUAGUCCCUCUACCAGUCAAAGUCUGCUUUUCAUGCAACAGGAGCUGUAGGUUGGCUCCACUGAUCCAGUGUGACUAUUGUCCCCUGCUGUUCCACAUGGACUGUCUGGACCCUCCACUUACAGCUUUACCUGCUGGCAAAUGGAUGUGUCCAAACCAUGUUGAACACUUAGUGCUGAAUCAGAGGAGUCUGAGCCUGUCCAGCCGCUGUCAACUCUUUGACCAGUUCCAGGACAGGAUGUCCCAACACGCAGUCAAGUUAGACUUUCUGCGUAGAGUUCAUCGGCAGAAUGCACCCAACCGACGAACCACCCACCAGCACAGCAAGAGGACCAUUAAGGUGCCAGAUGCUAUCAAGUCCCAGUACCAGAAUCCUCCUUCCAUGCUCCUCCCUGCAGGGGUGCGCCAGCUGGAGCUGGUUUGCAGUGGUGUUCCUGACCAUCAGCCUUUAAAGCAUCUCACCACAGACGCUGAGCAGCAGGAGUGGCUUCAGGAUGUCAUCGCCCUCCAGUGCAGCAUUAUGCGACACCUGUCCACUAAGCAGAAGGCUUCAUCCACAGCAUCCACCCUGUCACCAGUAACAUUGCCAGCAGAGUGGGUUUCUGAGCAUAAAGCCAGUACUAAAUCAUGUGUAACAUCAGACGACAUGAAAACUCAGGCCUCUUUAGAAAGGACUUCAUCCCCUGACCCCCCUAAACCCUGCAGCACACCUGAUGUUGCACUUGGGGACUCUUUAUCAGCGGACCCUCUAGCAGAGAUGGGUGUUUGUAAAUGCAGCGUGACACCAUGUCAGAACUGUAGGAAACCCAAUGGACCGCUCGCAGAGGAGUGUCAACCUCCCAAAGCCAACGGACCUGUAGACUGUAACAGUGCUUCGGACUCAUGCAGGCAGGCUGAGCUGCAACAUAGACUGAAGCCCAGCGCAACUCCCCCACACUCAACUCCUGCCUCUGGGCUGGUGAACCACAUAGGAGCAGAAACGGUUAAAAAGGAGCCUGAGAGCAUCACAGAGGUCUGCGCUCAGAAAAACAGCCCCACUGCUCCGACGAUAUGGCCCCUCAGCGGCCAGCAGAACCACAGGACCCAGACUGAGUUUCAGGAGGAGAGCGUGAGCAGUGCUGAAAGACCCUCAGACACACCACCUAAAGGCAACCAGGAGCACGGCCCAACCAAGCUGGAGUCGUCAUCACCUGCUGCAGACAUCAAAGCUGGCCCCGGAUUGAUGGACUCAUUGUUGUCCAGCACUCUGUCGUCCAUUGCUAACCUGUCCAUCUGCAUGAAAGAUGGAAAAGAUGAAGAUGGAGGGAUCGAGCUAGAUAAACUAGAUGCAGAGAUGAUCAAGCUUCUGGCCUGGCAGAGGAUCCAGCAGCUCUUUCCCCCCAAAGUGCCCAGCACUCCGCCUCCCCUACCCAGCACUGCUGCCCCAAAAACCCCAUCACCCCGCCCUGACAGUCAAAAAAAGGUACAGGCCCGAGCUGUCUUCUACCCUCUGACAGGAAAAGGAGGAGCUGUUAGCAUGUGCUAUAGGACGUUAUACAUAGGAUCUGGUGCUGACAUGGACGUGUGCCUUACAAACUAUGGUCACUGCAACUACAUAUCGGGGAAACAUGCCUGUAUUUUCUAUGAUGAGAAUACCAAGCAUUACGAGCUGCUCAACUACAGCGAGCACGGCACGACGGUGGACAACGUCCUGUACUCGUGUGACUUCUCGGAAAAAGCCUCGCCGUCUCCACCCAGCGGCCUGGUGGCCAAAGUGCAAGGCAUCAUCCGUCGCAGUAAGAAGCGCGAGGAUGAUGAAGGUCCCAGCUCUGUGGUGGGUUUGUUGCUGGCUGGUGGCGUGAUGAGCAGCCAACCCCAGGGCAGCUUAGAACUGUCGUGCAGCUGUAAGGCGAGCAGUUCCAGUCUGAUUGGAGGCAGUGGCGCGGGGUGGGAGGGCACCGCCCUUCUCCACCAUGGCAGCUACAUCAAGCUGGGAUGCCUUCAGUUUGUCUUCAGUAUCACUGAGUUUGCCAGUAAGCAGCCCAAAGAAGAGCAGACUGCCACGCCUGCUGCCAGUUGCACUGGCAUCACCACCUCCACCAGCACCUCUAGCACCACUACCAGCACCACCACAACCGCAUCACCACCACCACCACCACCCAGUACUGCCACAGUGAGCAGCCCCUCCGGCCAGGAUGAGGCCGACACUGACACUGAUCCUCCCCACCAAGUGCCCAUACUGCAUGCCAACUCUGUUCCAUAACCCGCACAGGAAGUCCCUCCCUCUCGCCCUCCCUCCUUUUGUUUUGCACCUUCUGAGUCAUUAUGAAGGGAACGCUGCACAGCUGGUUGGUCAACAGGGAAAAGUUUAUUUUUUCAUUUUUAAUGGUUUAUAUCUUUGCAUGAACUUGAAGUAUUAUUGACAAUCUCUUCUGUUUUUGAACGACUGACAGUAACCUUCUGUUCACUUCAGACCGUUAAGACUUUGAGCGAUCAUUGUGUACCGACGCUCACUUUUUCUUUAGCCAGUAUAGUGGUUAUGUAUUGUGUACCAUUAUUUUGUCAGUCCCAUUUAGCACAAACCUUUUAUUUUGUAGUAUUGAAUAACAUACAUUCUAAUUUCUUUUGCUGCUUUUGCACCACAGGUAGCUAUAUAUGUAUACAUGCUUAUACACUAUAUGUAUAUAUAAUGUAAAUAUAUAUAAUUCAGUGCCUCUCAAUUGGAGAAACAUUGGAUUUCAUGUAGAUUUACCAUUUUUUGGUUUUUAACUGUACAGUACAUGGAAUUUGUGAUACUGUGUAGAGUACCAGAAGUUUUGUGAUAAAACUUGUUCUUAGUCUGUACUUUUCGCUGUAGUCCAUCUGUAAAUACCGUAUUGUUUUAGCACUCAUUUUAACAUCUUGUGCUGCUCUGUAUAUAAGCACUCUUUGUCUGUACCUGCUUGUCUGUUCAAACCUGUAAAUACAGAAAGAUUUUCUUAAGAACA